Molecule: messenger RNA, 1188 nt
Organism: Penicillium longicatenatum
Lineage: Eukaryota; Fungi; Ascomycota; Eurotiomycetes; Eurotiales; Aspergillaceae
Exons: 1
Coding region: 1-1188 (395 amino acids)
Molecular function (GO): oxidoreductase activity
Source: RefSeq, a predicted model, not a curated record
AUGGCAGCAGCAAUAGAAAAACUCCUCGUCGAAGAGCUAUCCAUCAGCGAUGCGGCUUCACCAGCGGUCUCUUUUGAGCCUUUUGAGCUACCAUCCUCAAACCAACGAGUGCUGGGACCUCCCCAUCCAGCAAACACGGUGAUUCCACUCGCACUCCAACUGACGCAAGACAACACCGCCUCCAGCCUGAGUGACAUAGUAGAGAUGAUCAAGAGAGUCCAGCAAGGACAUGGCACGUUUACCAAAAAACUUGCCCUGCAUGGCACCUUACUCUUCCGCGGACUUCCCAUCCACAACGCAGAAGAUUUCAGCAAAUUCGCUCACGCAUUCGGCUACAAGCCCCACGAGAUCAUCGGAAUAGUCGUUAAUAGACCUUUACUCGCACCGAACAUCGCACCAGCCAACGAGUCCCCCAAAGAAGUCCUCAUCUACAACCACAACGAGUCCCCCCAAGUACCACACGCCCCCGAAUACAUAUUCUUCUAUUGCCAUCGCGCCCCGAACAAAGGUGGUCAAUCGCCCAUGUCAUCAUCGCUGGAGCUCUUCAAUCGCGCGCAGCGCGAAAUCCCGGAGUUUAUCGCCGAACUAGCCGAGAAGGGUAUUUUGAGCCGAGUGACGUACAAGAACGAGCCACAAUAUGAGGGUGGUUCCACACUUCUUCAAGCAUUUGGUAAAGAUGUUGUCGAAGGCGAUGAUGAAGAGACCAGAAGACGGAAGAUUGAGGCUCAGAUUGCGCGGUAUGGACGGGGGAAGCAUACGACGUGGGAGUGGAUGAAUGAUGGACUGAUUCUGACGCAUCGACUGCCUUGCAUCAGAACUCAGCCUGGAACAAAUCUACCGGCUCUUUUUACUGGGUUGGCAGCGUAUUGGAAGAGGUCGCAGGUUGAUCUUGCGGCUCGCAAGAAUGUUACUCAGCAACUUUUUGGUGAUGGUUCUGUUAUCCCGGAGAAGUAUUUGGCGCACCUUGUGAAGAUUACUGAUGAAGUGAGGGUCUUGCAUCAAUGGCACGAAGGUGAUGUGCUUGUUUAUGAUAAUAUUAUUGCGCAGCAUGGACGAGAGCCCUGGGAAGGUGAGCAGGCUGAUCGAGUGGUUCUGGCAAGCUUGUUCGAUGGCCCAAGUGUGCCAGGAGCUUUUGGGUAUGGAGACUGGGCCCAGUUAGUUCAAGCUUUAGAUUUAUGCAAUGCCUAA